CCACACACUCAAACCACCCCUUUUAUUGAAAUCCUGAGCUUCCAUUGUGCUCACUCAUCUCUUACAACGAAACCCUCUUCAUCUUGUUCUAUCUGUGACGAGCAUCAUGGCCUCAAGAGCAGUGUUAUUGUUGGCUAUGUGUGUGCUUCCGGCGAUGGUUGUGGCCAUUCGCCCAGCAAAGAACCCUUUUUGCGUGAAGGGUCGUGUCUACUGUGACCCUUGCCGUGCUGGUUUUGAGACCUCAGCUACCACCUACAUUGCUGGUGCUGAGAUUAUGUUGCAAUGCAAGAGCAGGGUUAGCAACGAGGUUGUGUACACGAAGAAGGGGUACACCGACUCAACCGGAGCAUACACAAUGUACGUGGAUGAGGAUCACGCAGAUCAGAUCUGCAGUGCCAAGCUUGUAAGCAGCCCUCACCCUCAAUGCAAGGAAGUCACCCCAGGCCGCGACGAAGCCGUCGUGAUUCUCACCCGCUACAACGGCAUUGCCUCCGACGAUAGGUUCGCCAAUGCCAUGGGCUUCAUGUCUCAGGAGGUUGCUUCUGGCUGUGCUGAGAUCCUCAGGCAAUACCAGGAGUUCGACAAUGAGAAUUAAUUACGUAAUUAAUUUCAGUAUAUUAUUAAUCUACUUCCUAAUAUCUCUUGAUGUGGAGUGUUAUCUCGACAUUUUCAUAUUAUCAUGUUAUAUAUGUUGAUGGAACGACCCUGCUUAAUUUUAUAAUUACAUCAAGAUCUGUCCUGGACUUGAGGAUGGUAGCAGUCUAUUUUGUGUCGUUAUAAUAAACUAUUCUUUUAUAGCUGCA
Messenger RNA from Glycine soja, 803 nucleotides. RefSeq names its product protein DOWNSTREAM OF FLC-like. Lineage: Eukaryota; Viridiplantae; Streptophyta; Magnoliopsida; Fabales; Fabaceae. The transcript is spliced from 2 exons. Bases 107 to 595 code for a protein of 162 amino acids. The record is from RefSeq and is a predicted model, not a curated record.